CUGGCUCAUAUCCUAACAUGGAUCCAGGAAUACUACAGCAACAACAGCAAUACUUUGUAAAACAAGAGUCUGGCGGUUCUUACGACGUGCAACCCGAACUGGACUAUUCUACGCUUUCUCCCGUUUCCGGCUCUCCCUAUGGUUCACCGUCCGCCUAUGACGCCGACAUGUGUCGAUCUUACAAACCUUCUAGCUUCCUUGAAAGCAUGGGCGGCUCUCCGGGUCCUGAGGUCAAUAACGAUUUUGAAUUCAGUCCAAUGAGCGCUCCCACAUCUAUUCCGAUGGAUGUUAAACCCAAUCGCGUUAGUCGACAAGUUCAUAAUAACUAUGGUAACAUUAGUGUGUCAUUGCCGGCGCCGGCGCCUGCACCUCUCAACUGGUCCUAUGGUGCAAGUGUUGAGCAACUUCAGCCAGGAUCCUUUUCAUUCUCUUCGACCGGUGAAAUGCCUAUGAUGCCCGACUUCCUGCCUCCGGAGGAGGGAGAUAAUCAGAAACAGUAUGUGCUUGCCUUCGUAAAAGACGCCGUCGUAGAGAAUCCCACAAUGCAGAGUGCAGAGACUAAUUAUAAAUUGUCGUCAAACUCAGUUGAACGCAGGCGACGGGAUAAUAUAAACGAUCGAAUCACGGAACUUUCGAAUCUCUUGCCGUCGGUUUAUAUCGAUUCCUCGAAUAAACCAAAUAAAGGUACCAUCCUCAGCAAAUCCGUCGAAUACAUUCGCAGUCUCCAGCAGAUGUUAAAUGACAACCGUAGAUUAGUAGAAGAACAACGCCUACGCAAUUCGGAAUUGGAGGCCAGAAUAAGAGGCAUGUCGACACCCAUGGAUAGUAUUUCGGAAGGUUCUGCCAGUAGAUCCGAGCUGAAUGCAUCAUCGCUACCAACCAGUGGUCUCGAUGGAUCUUCUCAGGCACCGUUGGGUAGUAAUAACAUGACCUCAUAA
Messenger RNA from Acaulospora colombiana, 938 nucleotides. The record is from the annotation of a GenBank genome assembly. Lineage: Eukaryota; Fungi; Glomeromycota; Glomeromycetes; Diversisporales; Acaulosporaceae.